CUGGAGGGGAAGGACGGACGAGAGGCGGGGCGGGGGGCCAGCGGCCGCUUUCCCCUGCACGUCCUGGUCUGGAACAAUGACUACAGGCGGCUGGACGAGGAGCUGCGAGACCAGGAUGUUGAUCAACGUGAUCCGCGAGGCCGGACCUUGUUGCACCUUGCUGUUUCCUUGGGUUAUAUAGAAUCUGCCAAAGUGCUUCUUCAACACAAGGCAGAUGUAACCAAAGAAAACGCGCAGGGAUGGACAGUUUUGCAUGAGGCUGUCAGUACAGGAGAUCCAGAGAUGGUGCACAUGAUUUUGCAGCAUCGGGACUACCAGCAAACAUCUAUGACACUUGGAGGAGUCCCUGAGUUACUCCAAAAGAUUAACGAGACUCCUGACUUUUAUGUGGAAAUGAAAUGGGAAUUUACUAGCUGGGUCCCACUUGUGUCUAGAGUGUGUCCAAGUGAUGUGUGCCGCAUCUGGAAGAGUGGUGCCAAGCUGCGGGUGGAUAUCACCUUACUGGGCUUUGAAAAUAUGAGCUGGGAGAGAGGAAGACGCAGUUUAAUUUUCAAGGGAGAAGAUACCGGUGGCUGGGCGGAGCUAAUCGAGAUCAAUCAUGAUGACAAAUUUGUUACAACGGAACGUUUUGAGAUUUCCCAACACAUGAAGCGUCUGACCUUGGGAUCUAUGACACCAAAAAGAAAAGAUGUAGAAAGACGCCUUACGUCUCCAAUUAUUAAUACGUGCCUUGAUACAAAAAAUAUUGCUUUUGAAAGAACCACGUCUGGAUUCUGGGUAUGGAGGACAGAGAAGGCAGAAGGUGUGAAUGGUUAUGAAGCAAAGGUGUACACUGCAAACAACGUGAAUGUAGUUACCAGAAUCCGAACAGAGCAUUUAACGGAAGAGGAAAAGAAAAGAUAUAAGGCUGACAGGAAUCCCCUAGAAUCCUUUCUGGGUACAGUGGAGCAUGAGUAUGGUGCUCAGGAUCUAACAACAGAGUAUGCAACAAUUAACAAUCCUACUGCUAUUACUCUGGAGGAGUAUUUUGACCCAGAAUUUGACUUGAAAGAGAGAGACAUAGGAAGACCGAAAGAAGUCACCAUUAGAACACAGAAAUUUAAAGCAACCUUGUGGAUGAGUGAAGAGUUUCCCCUGUCUCUCAUGGAACAAGUUACUCCAAUCAUUGAUCUGAUGGCCAGAACUAGUGCUCAUUUUGCCAGACUUAAGGAUUUCAUCACUUUGGAGUUUCCCCCGGGAUUUCCUGUCAAAAUUGAAAUCCCCUUAUUUCACGUGCUGAAUGCCCGAAUUACGUUUGAAAAUGUUAAUAGCUGCAGGACAGCUGACAAACCAGCAUCACAGAUCAGUGGAGGUGCCCAGUGCGAGUCAUCAGGUGCUACUUUUGAGGUUGACCAGUCAGUGUUUGAGAUCCCUAAAUCCUACCAUGUCCAAGAUGAUGGUAGGAACAUACAUGUGCAGGAUGAAGAUAAUGAGAUUAUGCAAUUUGCGAUUCAGCAGAGUUUGUUGGAAUCCAGUGGAAGUAAAGAGAUGGGAUUGCACUCCAACGGAGCCAUUGCCUAUUCACAGGACUUCAAUUUACAGUAUCAGAGGGCGCUGCAGGAGAGCUUCCUGGCGAGCUCGGCUGACUCGCGCUGCAGCUCGCCCGGGGAGCCCUCGCGCUUCGAGCAGGACCUGCAGCUGGCCAUGGAGCUCUCCGUGCGCGAGCAGGAGGAGCGGGAGCGCCAGCGGCGCGAGGAGGAGGACGCCGAGCUGCAGCAAGCCCUGCGGCUCUCCCUGCUGGAAAAAUAGCUCCGGAGAGGUCUCCUGGAAUGAGGAGGACCAAAGCUGUGUGACACGGAAAGCUUUUGUAGCCGUCAGCCUGAGGACUGCUCCGGGAUUACUGAAGUAAACAUUUCGCCUGCCUUCUUAAUUGUCAUCGUUAGCAUGAAACGAGGGUCAGAGCCUCUGCUGUGGCUUUCCACCUUGCUUUGUGGGCUGGAGCGUGAUCUGCAAAGAAGAGACUCCGGGAAUGUGAGGGGAGUUUCGGAACGCGGGGACCUGCAUCUGGCUUGCCAGGCACGCUUAGCUUUGAGAGCAGGGUUUGGCAUAAAGGCAUUUAUGGGAGAGCAGAUGGAAUUGUGCUUAGCAGCAGGAUGUAGGAUUGCCGUCAAGUUUGAGAACAUCAUCUGAGGGUAGUCUGGGGGGAAGCUUCUUCAUUACUUACCAAAGAAAUAGUCACCUGCUUAGUCAUUUCUGAAUAACUCCAAGCCAUUGACUGUGCUCUCGCGGCUCUUACCCGGAGGGAUAGCUGCCUACCUAGAUAUGUACACACACAUACAUACAUUCAUACAGUAGCCUUCAUGCUGACAGUGUAUCGUGCUGACAGAUUUUUCUUUAGGUUCAUUUAUACACAACUAAGGAUAUUUCCUCUCUACUUACCAAGAUUUUAUCACAUGCUUAUGCUUAAGAGGGAUAAUUUUAUACUUGAACAGCUAAUCCAAGCUCAAGAUUAAACUAGUGCUUUCUGAAAAAGGACAAAACAAGCCAGUAACGUCUUAGAUCCUGAAACGGGACCAUCUGUCUAUUAAAGUAGCAGUUUCUGUAGUGAUUCAAAACCAGCUAGUUCACAUAGUCGAGGGCAGCAAGAAAAUAACCGGUGGGUACAGGUGCUUCUUGAGCUGAUGCUGUGUGUGCGU
This is a messenger RNA of Nothoprocta perdicaria, 2675 nucleotides long. It is a transcript of the gene ANKRD13A, whose product is annotated as ankyrin repeat domain 13A. The transcript has 16 exons. Gene Ontology annotation, molecular function: protein binding. Gene Ontology annotation, cellular component: cytoplasm. The coding region runs from base 283 to 1788 and encodes 501 amino acids. The record is from RefSeq and is a predicted model, not a curated record. NCBI's taxonomy places the organism in Eukaryota, Metazoa, Chordata, Aves, Tinamiformes, Tinamidae.